AUGCGAACCCGCUCCAGCGCUCCAUCGGAGCAACCCCAAUCUCCUCCAUCCACCUCCGAUGACCAAACAACAGCAGCAUCUACAUCAGCUCUCCCAGCGCAAUCCAAACCCCAGAAAACCUUCAUCCUCCCCUCCACCGCCGGCGCCGACGCCCGCUUCCUCACCCUUCCCAACCCGCGAACCGCCUCGCCAACCCGCUACUUCUUCGACCCCAAACUAGGCGUAUACGAAUUCACCGUCCUCUCAUCCCCUCCCACCACACCGCGAAGCACCCUUCUCGUGCGCAACCCCGAUCCCACCUCAUCAUCUACAUCCCAACCGCCAGCGCACAUCUCCAAGAAAGCCGAACUCCUCCUUGCCACCCCCAUCGACAUCCUCUUCUUCCUCAUUCCCAUCCUCACCGCAAACACCAAACAAAACAACCUCUUCCAACCCCUAGACGACAUCAUCGACUCGCUGGACGAGGAGCUCCUCCCACCUCACCUCCGCCAUGUACUCUACGACGAAACCUUCCGCGGGACACUGCACGCCCGCGCCGCUGCGAUAAGCGACUCCGUUGAAGCUGGCGACGAGAAGAUGUUCCGGUUUAACGAGACGAAACUCCUCCAGGAACUUGUCGCCAAGGCGGAUAGAAUGGUUAGCGUGGGGCUGCCUCCGAGUCUUGAGGAGAGAUUUGUGAGACAGGCGCUGGCGACGCCGCUGAUGGCGGUGAAAAGAGAUGAUGUGGUGGCUACGGGGGAGAAUAAGGAGAAUGAGGGCGAAGAUGGCAAAGAGGAGGGGGAGAAGACCACCGCGGAUAAUGAAGAUGCAAAGGAGCACCUCCCCGAAGGCUUGAAAGCUCCUGACGGCGUAGCAAACCUCCUCCGGAUAUCCACAGCGCUGGCAUUCAUAAAAGAGUGCUAUUUAUCCAGAGAGAUGAGUGCGCGGAUAGAUGAGUUACUAGCUGCGCCGGAGAGUCCGAAGGAUUUUAAGCCGAUGCAGGAUCAUUUGGACCUUGUGGCGAAGCUGAGGGCGGAGGCGCUGGCGACGAGAUCGCUGGGGGAUUUCUCGCGGAAGAGGAGUGUUGAAGAUCAGGAGGCUGCGGAGUCGAGGGCGGAGAAGAAGCGGAGGAUGGAGGAAGAAGAGAAGAAGAAGAAGGCGAAUGAGUCGAGGGGGGUCCGGGAUCUCAAAAAGGUUAAUACGACGGGAAUGAAGAAGAUGAGUGAUUUCUUUGGAAAGGCGGCUGCGAAGAAGAAGACUUGA
This is a messenger RNA of Aspergillus niger, 1242 nucleotides long. RefSeq lists its product as uncharacterized. Gene Ontology annotation, biological process: RNA catabolic process; ribonucleotide metabolic process. NCBI's taxonomy places the organism in Eukaryota, Fungi, Ascomycota, Eurotiomycetes, Eurotiales, Aspergillaceae. Bases 1 to 1242 code for a protein of 413 amino acids. The record is from RefSeq and is a predicted model, not a curated record. The transcript has a single exon. Gene Ontology annotation, cellular component: ribonuclease H2 complex; nucleoplasm.